AUGUUUGCUUUACUAAAUUAGAGAUAGCAAAAUGGCACUGCCACUCAAAAGCUAUCAAACUCCAGCAACCAAAUUUAACCCAAAUAAGAAUUGUAAAAGAAGGAUGUUUACACAAAGCAAAUAGCAAAAAGCUAAUUUGAAUAAAAGAAAGAAUCUCCGCCUCCUAAUGUUGAUAAACUCCUCUAAGCUGAAAUUUAGCAACUUGAGAGUUAAAGACAAAGGGAUUAGAUAUAAACCCCUAAAUAAAACUUAAACAAAUAGUUUAUAAACUAAAUCUCUCUAACUGACUCAUAGAAGUUAGAAAAAGCGAUUAAUGAAUUAGCAAGUGAUGAUGAGUUGAGUUAAGUUUAACCUUUGAAAAAUGUAAGAAAGUCAUAUCUUAGAACAGAUGAUUCGAAAAAUUUGAAGUUUAAAGAUGUCAGAGAGAAAGAGGAGGAAAAAUUAAGAACAGCAAAUAAUAAUACCGCAAAUAGCAAAGAUGCUACCAAAGCUUUUACUGAUGCUGAUCUGACUGAUAGAAAGAACAUGAACAAUAUAACUGCAGAGGAUUCUAAAAGUGUAGAUUUAAAUAUGUCUGAAUUUGAAGACAGUGAAAUGAUCAUUCCUGAUGAUUUGGUAGAUCUAAUGACUCAAAGAUAAAACAAUAUAUUAGCAAAGCCCACUGGCAACGUAUCUAGAACUAAUACAAAUGAAGUUAAUCAGAGUAAUAAUAUGAAACCCUCUAAUUUGCAAAUGCCUGAACAGACUAAUGCUAUUCCAUAAAAUAGUACAGCUCUAUAAAAGCAGAAAUCUGAUCAGUUGAGCAAUUAAAAUCUAAACAGAAAUUAAUUAAGUCUUCCUAAGCCAAUUGGAUCUAGGGAACUUAAUUAAAAGUAUUCUGGAAUCUCUGGCCUUAAUCUCAAUGGAGGAGGAUCCAGAAAUAAUAAUGAUUAGCAAUACAAAAAUUAUAACUCAUAUGAGGAAAAUUAGAAAUAAAGGAGAUCAUUUUAUGUCAAAGGACCUUAUUAGAAUUAAGAUAAGCAAAUGUUUAAUGAAGCCAAUCAAUAGCAAAGUAGAGGCUCAUAAGAGAGCAGCAGCCAAAAUAUACUGUGGCAUUACUAAACCUUGCUUCAACAAACUACAAGAUAAAACGAAAAUUUCCUUCAAAUUGUUUAACAGAAGGAUAAUUAGAUUAUUAGCAUUAUUCAACAAUAAGAAGAUUAUAAAGAUAAAUACAUAAACUCAUUGGAGUAGUAGCUGAAGUAAAAAGAUGAGUUUCUUUAGUAGAUGCUUUAGACUCUAAAUUAAAUAUCUCAACGGUCAAUAUCAGUUUAACCUACUUCAAACACCAAGAAAACUAAAAGAGGCAGAGUGCAAUUUUAAGAAGAGCCAGAAGAAAGUGAAGAGUCUGAUUCCCAAAAUAGACCUCUGAUUAAACAAAAACAAAGGGCAUAAACUAUAUUUAGAAGCUCAGCAAACUAUUCCUAGAAAUCUUCUUAAUACUCAACCAAAAAUGCUCCUUAAAUUAUGCCAAUUUAAAAUCCUUAGAGCACUGAAAGCUUUGGCUUCUUCCGUGGCGGAAAUCUUAAUUAAAAGCUCUAAAUCAAGCCUGAAAAUAUGAAAAAGAUAGCCAAUCUUUUUUCAGAUAGUAGUGAAAAUGAAUAGAGUAAGUAGAAAGAUGUAUUGAGUUCAGAGGAAGAAUCUCCAUCCUUCAAAAAAAUCAUGCAAAUCAAAAAGAAUAUAGACAGCGAUAAUGAUAGGAAGUAGCAAUUACUGAGUUUAGGUGGUGGAUUUCAAAAUGUUGAGAAGAAGUUUGUUGCUCCUACAAAAAUAGACCAGAGAAAGCCUUAAGAUGUAGAAAUGACUGAGGACUCUGCACCUAAAUAGCAACUAUUCCAGCCUCCUAAACCGAUCCAGAAUAAUGCAAUCAGCGCAGGAGGUGGAAACUUUAAAUUUAAGAAGGAUUAUAUUACAGAAGUAAAUGAAAAGAAAAGAAAAUUAGAUGAGAUCAUAUAAAGCGAUAAGGAGGAGUAGAUGCCUGAGAACCGAAGGAAUAAUAUUUUUUCUGGUGCUAAAUUUUAAGUAGAUUGCAUUUGCAUGAGGCAGUCAAAGGUACUCAAAGUUACAUGUGAAAUAUGCGAGGAUAAAACUAAAAUAGUUCCUACUGAUAUUUUGAGGAUAUUUGAAAAAGUACUUAAGCCUACAUCAGAAGAAUUUGAUAUUGACUGGAUCCAAAACUGUUUUAAUCAUGUAAUAUGGAAAUUAGCUAACUACUCUAAUAUUGAUUAGUAUCACCAUGAAUUCACCUAAGGUAAAAGGACUUUCUUCUAGAGAAUAGUAUAAAAAGACGAAGGAUGCCAUUAGCAUUUCGUUGGAGUAGUUGCCUCCCUCUAAAAAUCGAAGGAUAAUCCUAUUGAAAUUUAUUUUUCUGAUGGGGCUUAUUUACUUAAGUCAAUCUUAAAACCUUAUGGAGAUUUCAAUUAUGGAGACGAUCGAAUAAUUAAUCUUAUUGAGAAAGGAAAGAUAUUUGUAGGUUAAAAACUAAAUAUGAUGAACCAGGCAUUGAUCAGAGAUAACAACUAGCAUAAACCUUCCUCAUUUAUCUCUCAAACGAAGCAUUAUUUCCUAAGUUUACAGAGCAAACACUUACUUUAGCUAAAUUUCAAUGGAAUAUGGAGAGCAAAGGCAUUUGAUAAACUUGGACAAUAAAAACCUAAAAUAAUGAUUAAAAACCUUAAUUCAAUUGUCUCUAAUUCAGGACCAAUCCCAAUGCUAGAUUGUGUAGUUGUUAGAAAAUAUCCAUUGUAUUUUACUGAAUUCUAACAAAAUGAAAAUGGACAAAGCUAAAGACUCAUUAGAAAUAAGUUAUCAGUAGAGGUAUUAUAGUAAAAAUAAAUAGAUAACUAUAAUGAGGCAGUGAGGAAGCUUUAUGACUCAAGAAAAGCUAAGGACGGCCCUCUUGAUUAAUCUGUACUAGACUAGGUCAGAAGAAAGCAUAUUUCAACUUUUAAAAUGAUGUUCAAAAUCAAGAUUUCAGAUACAUUCAGCCCGAAUAACUAGGCGAUUAUAUCAUUCUUUGAGGCAAAUGAAGAUAUGUAUUAAUAUAUCAGUCCAGGAGAUAGACUGAGGCUUUCAAACGUGAGUCCUUCAUUCUAGCAGUAGGAAAACAUCAUUAGUUUAAAUAUGGUCAAGAGUUCUAAGAUAUUCCAUUAUACUUAAUCAGUUUUAAAGCCUAAAAAGCAGCUUGAGCUUAUUGAUCAGUAUAAAGAACUAGAAGAGAAAUCCAUCAAUUUCCAAGAGUUUAAGAAGAAUUACUAUGGUUUAAAAAGAGAAGCAGAAAUCUAGGUUUGCGGCUUUGUGUUAAAAUUAAUAUCAAUCAAGGCAAACAACUAAUCAAAUGUGUAAAACUAGCAGUAGCAUGUUGCAACGUCUAAUGUGCAAAGUGACCAAGGAGAACUGUGGAAAUUCCUUAUUCUAACUCAUGAGCAGGAAAUAUUAUGCAUUGAGAUUCAGGAUAAAUCGUUUAUUCUUACUCAAGUAUUUCCUAAGGAGGGUCAAUAUAUUUUCUUGGAUAACCUAUGCUAUCUUCAAUCUAUCUACCUUUAGAAGAAGAAUACUUCUAUUCUUACAUUUCAAGAACCUCAGACUACUUUAAGCACUAGUAGUCUCCUUCCUUAGGAUAACAAUUCCUUCUACUAUGAUGUGUUGAAGAUGUCAGUCAGGAGUCUCUACAAAAUGAUUCCAGCGAAUCAUAAUGAAAGCACUCAAACUCUCAAACUUUUAGUAAAAGAGAAGAGCGUAAUGAAGCAUAUAGAAAGUAAAGUCAAGAUAAUUAUAAAUUAAGGUAUUAAGAGAAGCCAAAUGAGCUAGUCACAGAAUAUCGACAAUAGUGAAAUUUCUGAGAUUUGA
This is a messenger RNA of Stylonychia lemnae, 3888 nucleotides long. The record is from the annotation of a GenBank genome assembly. Lineage: Eukaryota; Ciliophora; Spirotrichea; Sporadotrichida; Oxytrichidae.